CUCUAAAGCAAACUGUUGCCCUCUAAAGCAAACUGUUAACCAAAUUGUAUUUCCAUUUCCAGAUCCAACCAUUCUCAUAAUCUCAGGCUUGUUUUGUUUUGGUGGUGGUGUUGUUGCUAGAAAUGGAAGCAGCAAGCAUAGUUUUAUCCCCUGCUUUGCAAGUGAUCUUUGACAGAUUGGCCUACCCAGCCUUAGAAGCAAUUGCUGCUGAUACGUUGGGUUUCGAGGACAAGCUCAACAGCCUACGAGAUUCCAUAAAAAGGGUUGAAGCUAUUCUUCAAGCUGCGGAGGAUCAACAAAUAACCAACAAAUAUGUUAGGUUUUGGUUGUCAAACCUCAAGAAAGAUGUUUCUGAUGCUGAGGACCUUCUGGACUUGUCUUUCGCUUGCUAUAACGGGUAUGGUAAGUCAAUUUUAAAAGGCUCUCAUGCUGAAAAAAUUAAAAAGGCAAUCCUCAAAUUAGAAAAGACGAUAAAUGAGGGAUUCUCGACAUUUAAAUUUGGAGAGCCUAGCAUAGGAGAUCGACGAUCUAUCCAAAGGGAGACUGGCUCUUGCAUCCUCGACCCAAAGAUAUAUGGAAGAGAUGAUGAGAAAGAGAAGUUAGUCAAACUGUUACUGUCUUCGGAAACUUCCCAGGAUGGAUCUGCAACUUGUAUUCCAAUAAUUGGUAUUGGAGGAAUUGGCAAGACCACUCUUGCUCAAUUGGCAUAUAACGAUGAGAGGGUCUCCAAACACUUCCGCUCUAGAAUGUGGAUUUUUGUUUCUGAGAAUUUCAAUGUCGAGAAGAUUAUGAAAAAAGCCAUUGAGCUUGUAACAAAGAAGGAAUGCAAGUUGUCGGCGAUUGCAUCACUUCAAUCUCGGCUUUUGGAAUUGCUACAGGAGAACAGAUGUCUGAUUGUGUUGGAUAAUGUUUGGACUGAAGACCGGGAUGAUUGGAAGGAACUAACACCUUUGUUUAGAGCGGGUCUUAGUGGAUGCAAAAUUAUUGUCACCACCCGCAGUCAAAAAAUUCCAUUAAUAAUGGGCUUCCCAAAUUCACCAUUUUAUUUAAAUGGUUUGAAGGAUGAUGAUUGCUGGUCUGUGUUCAAGCAGGAAGCAUUUCAAUGCGGAGAAGAAGAGAAGUAUCCAAAUCUUACACGGAUUGGAAAGGAGAUUAUCAAAAAAAUUGGAGGAGUGCCAUUAGCUGCAAAAUGUUUGGGAAGAUCAAUGCUCUUGGAAAGAGAAGAAAAAAAGUGGUUAUUUAAGCGAGAUUGUGAACUCUGGGAAUCAGAUGAAAGCGAAAAUAAACUUUUCCUUCCCCUAAUGUUGAGUCUACCGCCACAUCUUAGACAAUGCUUUGCAUUCUGCUCAUUAUUUCCCAAAAAUUAUGAGUUCAAGAAGCAGAAGUUAAUUCAUCUAUGGAUGGCAGAAGGCUUCAUUCCAGAAGAGGGAAGCAAGCGACCUGAAGACAUUGGUGAGGAAUACUUUUCCGAAUUGUUGUGGAUAUAUUUCUUGCAAGAAGUACGGCCACAUGAUGGUGGAGAAAUAAUUGGAUACAAGAUGAAUGAUAUCAUUCAUGAUCUUGCACGAUAUGUUGCAGGAAAAGAAUAUGUGGUACUUGAACAGGGUCGGCCACAAAAUUGGUCACCAGCAGAGAUUCGCCACGCAUCUAUUGUUUAUAGAUAUGGUGAAAGAAUUACAAUUCCAGAAACUCUAUAUAAAGCAGAACAUUUGCGAACUCUCUUAUUGAUCGGAGAUUCUGGCUCGUUGCAGAACGGAGAUAAAAUUUAUUCAAGUUUUGAAUACUUGCGAGUGCUAGAUCUCAACAACUGUGAUCUUGUUGAUCUGCCGAAUUCCUUGGGUGCCUUGAUAUGUUUGAGGUAUUUUGACUUGUCUUACACACGUAUCACCCAGUUACCUAAAACAGCACAUGAUCUGUUUUAUUUGCAGACCCUAAACCUAAUUGGUUGCCAUAAUCUUGAAUCUUUGCCUCAUUUGGGAUCAUACUUAAGACAUCUUAACUUAAGUGGAUGUGAGCGUUUGACUGGUAUGCCUCCGAAUAUUAAACAUUUACGUCAGCUUCAGACAUUGCCACUUUUUGUUGUGCCGAAGUUGCCGGGAAUGAUUCAACUGGAAGGUUUAAAUCUUUAUGGAGAGUUGAAUAUUGCUCACUUGGUGAAUAUUCCUCUCUUGGUGAAUAUUGCUGACUUGGUGGAUAAUGUUCCAGUUUCUUUUUUAUGUACGCAAAGUAUAUUUUUUGGCAGCCUGUCACGUACAAUUGGAUCAGCAGAACUGGUCAAAUCAGCAAGACUGCAUAUGAAGGAAAAUCUGGAGUCGUUGGGAUUAUACUGGGAUAGUAUUCCGCAAUUUAGAGACGCAUUCCCAAAACUACCUAAGGCCCAACCUGAAGAAGGCGUCUCAAGAUCACAUAUAGCACAAGCAUCUGAAAUAGUUAUUGAAGUUCUGCAACCACACAAAAAUCUGAAAAAGCUAGUUAUAAAUGGGUACCCAGGAAUCAAAUUUCCUCAUUGGGCUCUCCCAGAUCUUGUUGCUGCUGUUUUCACCAACUGUAGAAGUUGUGAAUAUCUUCCAACCGUUGGGAAUCUUCCGCUACUUAAGACGCUUUCUCUGCAAGGAAUGCAUGGCGUGAAGAGCAUUGGUACAGAGUUCUAUGGUGACGGUACAGACAUAUGGUUUCCAUCACUCGAAGAACUAUCAAUAAGUGAUUUUGCAAACUUGGAAGAGUGGUCAAGUGCAAAUGAUAGAAAUGCAUUCCGUAGAUUGAAGAAAUUAAAUGUAAAGAUUUGCCCCAAGUUAGCACAUAUACCGUUACCUCAGUCCCUUCUACAUUUGGAGAUUCAGGAUUGUAAUCCUACGUUGGUGCCCAUAGCAGAUUUAAGUUUGCUAUCUGUUCUUAUUCUUGACAAAAUUCCAGACCUAGUGUCUCUCCCAAAAGGGCUCUUUGCAUCAACUAGUCUGUCUUCCUUGAAGAUUGUGUCUUGCCCCAAGCUUCAUUCAAUGCCUUUGGAGAUCCAAAACCUUAGUUCUCUGAAAUCAUUGACCAUUCGUUGGUGUGAAAAGCUGUCCUCUCUACCACAAAGUUUACAGAACCUGAAAGCUCUGGAGUCACUGGAGAUUAGUGGCUGUGGUAGUCUAACAUCCCUGCUAGAUGGUGGAAUUGCGGGUUUGGCUUCACUUCGAACUUUGUCCAUUGAAAACUGCAGUGAGCUGACUUCUCUGUUGUCGAGUUUGGAACAGCUCACAUUGCUUGAGGACUUGACCAUCAUGGACUGUCCAAAACUUGGUUCUUUUCCAGCAGGUGUGCAACACCUUUCCUCCCUUAGAAGUUUGGUGGUUCAAAAUUGUCCUUGGUUUGAUUCUCUGCCAGAAGGGUUGCAAAAUGUCAAGACCCUGCACUGCUUGGAAAUUAGUAGUUGCGACAAUCUAACAGCUUUGCCAGAAUGGUUUAAGGAUCUUGCUUCACUUAGAUCUUUGACCAUAUAUGAGUGUCCUAAUUUGAUAGUACUGCCACUGGGUUUCAAGUUUCUCACUAAACUCCAGCACCUCUCUAUUCAAGAAUGUCCUGAGCUUGAGGAAAGAUGCAGACAGGGUAGUGGUGAGGAUUGGUUGAAAAUAGCCCAUGUCCCACAUAAGUACAUUGGAUCGCCUCAGGUAAGGCGGUUUGGCGAAGCGAGCACAUCGGGAAGCUCAUCUAUCCAAGUAGCUUCUCAGGCCGCGGGGGUUGAAUGUUUUGGGGUGGGAGAUAGUGGCCAUACGGGAAAUUUCAUUGAUGAUAGGCUUUUUGGGUUUUAAUCGUUUUAUACUUGCAACUGCCUCCCAAGAAGCUCUUUCAAUGCUUAAUGGCAGAACGGAUUGGUGGAGCAACAUUGGCAAUGUGGUGGAAGAUAUUAGAUGGUUGGUAGUCGACAUGUAUGUGACGGAUGUGUUUUUAUCAACCUUGAAAGAGCAACUGUGUGGCGCAUGCUCUUACUCAAUUUGGCUUGAAGGAAGGCUCCAGUUUUGUUUGGACGGCACCACCUUGGUUGGACUCUAUUCU
Messenger RNA from Prunus mume (Japanese apricot), 4035 nucleotides. NCBI's taxonomy places the organism in Eukaryota, Viridiplantae, Streptophyta, Magnoliopsida, Rosales, Rosaceae. The record is from RefSeq and is a predicted model, not a curated record.